Fraxinus pennsylvanica is the source of this 366-nucleotide messenger RNA. NCBI's taxonomy places the organism in Eukaryota, Viridiplantae, Streptophyta, Magnoliopsida, Lamiales, Oleaceae. The record is from the annotation of a GenBank genome assembly.
AUGGAUGGCAGCACUGGACGCGUAGCAAUGUUGUGGCCGCAUCACAUAGUGGCUGCUUCUAUGUGUGUAGCACCACUGCAUGCAGUCGCUGCGCGCAGCGCUGCAUUGAAUCGCCACGAUGCUGCACAGGCGAUUGACUAUCUUGUAAUGGAAAUAGAAGUGUAUUCUGGGUUGACUGAGGAGGAAGGCUGCUCCACCCCAAAACAAAUUGGAUAUCGUAUUCCGGUGAGGGCUCAGCCGCCACCGCCGCCUAGAAAGAAGCCGUAUUAUGUGUGUGGAGAGAAGAGGGGGACUCCCAAGAAUGGGUACUUUCACCCACCUGAUCUUGACCAUAUCUUUGCAAUGAAUCCAACGCAUAAAGCUUAG